AUGACCAUAAUCACAAUAUACUCGCCUAAGGACGUGAGCACGCAGGACGGUUGCCAGAACUGGUUCCAUGCUUCGUGCAUUGAAGUGGCACUGGGCCCGGUCGUACCGUUCAUCACCAACUACAAAUUCUUCUGCAAGGUCUGCGCUGUCAAGUCCACAGGAAAGGGUCAGCUAAAUCAGGAACCAAAAGAGCCAGGGAGCGUACCCGAGUUCUUUGAGCGCGUUACCGCAGGAUGGAAGGAGAUAUGUGCUACCACGAUAGCGAAUCUCAUCAUUCAAGAGUAUCUCAAGAAGGCCAAGGACUUUCAAGGAUCACUGCCAAGCAAGAUACCGAGCGAGGAGAAUAUGUGGUCGGUCAAUGCUGAGUAUAUGGACUGGGACGAGUGUCGCUACUUUUUUAACAAGAAGGAUCACAUUCUUCCCUAUGUCGAUCGUCACUGGAAGGCACUAUGUACAGAUCGAAGCAGAACUCCGACUUGGUGGGCAACUCUUGGAAGUUGUCUGUACAUCUCAAAAGAUGUGUUUGCAGCCACGGAUGAGCAGACGCGGUCGGCAUCGUCGGAUUUUUGCCUUGUCAAAUCGAACCUUUGGAACAUGAAGCCAGGGCAUAUCGCAAGCCAUCAGUCAAUUAGUUCAAAAUCGCAAUCGGUACGGACACCACGCGAAGGAAAGAGAAAGGUUAAUACGGUUGCUGGAGGUCAGGAAGAUACUGGCAGCAGGAAAACCACGGUCGCGAAAUCCGAAAAGAAAUCUAAGGGCUCUGCCUCCAAUAACAACCGCCGUUUAGCAACCCCAUCAGUCAUCCCGCAAACAACCUAUAUACCCCUUCCAAACACGGCGGUCCCAGCCAGAGGCGGAGAAGCCCUUGCACCCUUCAGCACAUCCAACGAACAUCCUUACAAUCGAAAUCGAUUCAAAUAUGUCACCUGCGAACCGGAUCCGUUGUUGCAUUACAUGAUCUAUCGCCAAACAGCCAACCCGAUCUUGUCUGGAGUGCGUCUUUGCAGAGAGGACAUGAGCCCCUACAUGUUGAUUGACGAAGAAUGCAAGACCAUCACAACGGAGAAGGGGUUUCGAAUGGUUCGUGCUAAUUGUGGUGUCAGGGAAGGCAAAUGGUUCUAUGAGGUGACGAUCGAUAGAGGUGGAGAGCCGCGAUAUGAAGGACGUGAUGGCGCACAUGUACGUCUUGGCUGGACACGGCGUGAAGGAUUUGAUGCAUACAGCUAUGGUAUUCGGGAUACGACGGGCGAGACGGUGCAUAUGUCAAAGGUAACGCCGUUUGGAGAACCUUUCAAGACGGGCGAUGUCAUUGGGUUAUACAUCUCGCUUCCACCGGAUGGAAACGAGAACGCGUUUUUCAAGCAUCGACGACUUCGAAGGUCAUUCUACUUCAAAGGACAGCUUUAUUUCGAAUCUGUAGACUAUUCGCCAACGAAACGAUACAUCGAAAUGGCCGAGUAUGAGGCAACACCUGUCAAAACCAAUCUGGAAAAGCCUAUACCGCCACCUAUUAUACCAGGAUCCAAGAUUAUCGUUUACAAAAACGGCGUUUGCCAGGGCGUGAUGUGGCAGGACCUACUUGCGCUUUUACCGAUUGAGCAGAACGCCAAGGAGAAGGAACAGCUGCGGUUCGAUGACGGCACUCUGGGAUAUUACCCCGCCAUCUCUGUGUACAGGAACGGCACAGCAACAGCCAACUUUGGGCCUGAUUUCAAGUACCCUCCGGGCACAGAUCCAGAAGCGGAGGCCGAGAACAGGCCUAUGAUGGAAGAGGCUAAUAUAUGGCGACCCAUGUCCGAGCGAUGGGAGGAAAAAUUGAUUGAGGAAUGUUUGAUUGAUUUGGUCGACGAGGUCGAGCUGUGGGUGUCCGAGCAGGACCUCCUUGAAUAUGGCCUGCAGAGCGCGGCAAGCAAAAGCGAGGGCGGCGAUCCGUCCAUGGCGACUGAUCUAUCCAUGGCGACUGAUCUAUCCAUGGCAACCGACCAAGCGACUCCUCAAGGAUAUGAUCGUGGCAGAGAAGAGUACGAUGACAGCGAGAUGAGCAGCAGUGGUCGGCAGGAACGACCCCACGCAUCGGAGAGACGACAGCGUAGAGUGGGCGAAGAGGAUGAACGCGGCGAUAUGGACAUGUAUUCAGUGGUCGAGCGCGGUCAAGCAGGGGACGAGGACGAUGUUCGUGCUGAUCCUGACGAGGAUGAUCAUCGCGGCGGACAUCAGCGUGAGGACGACGAGUACUCUGACGAUGACGAUCGCCCACAUGAUGUUGAAAUGAUCGGCAGGGAUGACGAGCGAUAUUCGGAGAUGGAUGGCGGUGACGAGGGCGAUCGUCAUAAUCACGGGUACCAUAAUGGAGGCAGCCAUAGGGGCGAUCAGGGGCAUGACCACGAGCGCGGUUUAGAGCGAGAUGAUGCUGAGGACGAGUCUGAUUCUGGGAGCGAGUUUGGAAGUGAUGUCGCAUACUAUGACCGGCCGUAG
Gamsiella multidivaricata is the source of this 2475-nucleotide messenger RNA. RefSeq lists its product as uncharacterized. Lineage: Eukaryota; Fungi; Mortierellomycota; Mortierellomycetes; Mortierellales; Mortierellaceae. The transcript is spliced from 5 exons. Gene Ontology annotation, cellular component: Set1C/COMPASS complex. The record is from RefSeq and is a predicted model, not a curated record. The coding region runs from base 1 to 2475 and encodes 824 amino acids. Gene Ontology annotation, molecular function: transcription cis-regulatory region binding; protein binding.